Pipistrellus kuhlii (Kuhl's pipistrelle) is the source of this 2875-nucleotide messenger RNA. It is a transcript of the gene ZNF169, whose product is annotated as zinc finger protein 169. Gene Ontology annotation, biological process: negative regulation of transcription by RNA polymerase II. Gene Ontology annotation, molecular function: DNA-binding transcription repressor activity, RNA polymerase II-specific. The record is from RefSeq and is a predicted model, not a curated record. NCBI's taxonomy places the organism in Eukaryota, Metazoa, Chordata, Mammalia, Chiroptera, Vespertilionidae.
CGGAUUCUCUCCAGCAGAACCAAGGACAGAUUCCAGCCCAGUCUCUCCUGCCCGGCGGCCUUUCUAGUCCGCAGAGCCUCACAGAACACGUGCUGUGUGGCCCCCCCCCGAGAUUUCCCCAAGCUCUUCUGCAGGAAGUCACUUCCCACCGGAAGCUCCAGGCUGCCUGAGAGGAAAAGCAGACGAUGGGAAGAGCGAAGGCUCUGGCCCCGUGGUGAGGAGGCUGCAGCUAAGUGGGACUGCAAGCAUAUUCUUUGGCCCAUUUCAAGGUCAGCCAUACACAGGGUGGAAGGCAACAGAGGUGAAGGAACAGAGCAGAAGAUGAAUCCUGAGGGGGCAGACAUGUUGACAGGGGCAGGCUGCUCAGAAUCUGGAGCAGUGCUGUGUGAAAGAUACACCCGAGGCCGCAGCACAGUCAGGCCUGGUUCGCCUCCAGAAGCAUCAUGUGUGGCCGAGGUUUGUGCCAGGUCAGCCCUCCUCGAGCUCCAGAGGAGGCACACAGGGGAGAAGCCUCACGGUUGUGUGGAGUGCGGACGAGGCUUUGGCCGGAAGUCCUCCCUCACCAUACACCAGAGGAAACACUCGGGGAAACCGUACACGUGCAGGAAUGUGCGACACUUCAGGUACAAGUCCUCGCUCUCUAACCACCAGAGGACACACUCCGGAGAGAGGCCCUUUGUCUGUCCUGAGUGCGGGAGAGGCUUUUGCCAGAAGGCAUCGCUCCCCCAACACCAGAGCCCCCAUUCUGUGCCUGCAGUGCAGUCCCUGCUCCUUGUUAACCAGGUCGCACACUCAGGGGAGAAGCCUUACAUCUGUGCUGACGGUGGGCACGGCUCUGGCCAGAAUGCCACCCUCAUCAGACCCCGGAGGACACACUCAGGGGAAAGCCUGCCGGUGCUCUGCGUGCGGGCGGGCUUUCGGCAGGUCGCCCUCGGAGGACACCGGAGACUCACACGGAGAGAAGCCUGUGUGUGCCCGGAGUGUGGGCGGGCUGGCCAGAAGGUUACCCUCAUCAGACCCCAGAGGACACACUCAGGGGCAAAGCCUAACAUGUGCUCCGCAUGCGGCUGCACGUUUGGCUUCAGGUCACUUCUCACCCGACACCCGAGGACACACUUAGGGGAGGGUUCUGAUGGGGAUGGAGUGUGUGAGCAAAGACCUAGCCAGAAACCUGACCUCACCUCUGACCAAAGGACCUCAGGAGAGAAGCCACAUGAGUGCAGAGAGUGUGGGCGGGGCUUCAGCCAGAAGUCUCACCUCCACAGACAUAAGAGGACAAAGUGUGGCCAUCACUCCCUUCCAAAAGAGCUAUUCUCCUGACCGCCCUUUUCCUCUGCCCUCCGUGUGCAGACGGUAGAAGUCACUAGGAAAUGUUCCCCUGGUCUCCACUGUGUGGAGAGACAGUACUGCAUACUUUCAGUGAUAAGAGAGUUGUUUAUGCUUUCCUUCCUGCACUAGGAAUAUGGGCUAAUUUGCCAGUGCUGCCAUAAUAAAAUAUUAUACCAUAGACUUGGUGCCUUGAAGAACAGAAACUUGCUUUCUGUUCCUCAGUAUGUGAGAGUAAAAGUCCAGAUCAACAUGUAAGCAGUGUGGUUCUACGGAAGCCUCUCUCCUGGGCUUGCAGAUGUGACUGCAUUCUUGCAUGUGGCCUUUUUUCCAUGUGUGUGCUUCCCUGGGUCUCUCUCUCUCAUAGGGGUAAGGGACCUCUUAACAUUUACCUUUUAAAGACCAUGUCAUCAAAAAAGUCACAUAGUAGAUUAUCACUUCAACACAUGAAUUUGGUGGAAUAAUUCAGCCCUCUAGUCUCGCUCACAAUCCCUUUCCCAAUUCACAUUUUCCCCACAUACAAAUACAUCCACCCAUUUUAAGAACUUCAAAAGUCUUAAUACUUUCCAACACCAAUGCCAUGUCCAGAAUCUCACCUAAUCACACAUGGGUGAGACUAGGCAGAAUUCCUCUUUAGCUGUGAACAUGUAAACCAGACAAAUUAUCUGGUCCCAAAAUGCACUGGCGGGACAGGCCUGAAUCUACAUAUCCAUUCUGAAAGUGGGGAGAAGAAAGGGUUGAUGCUCCCAAGCAAGUCAAAACCUAGUAAGUUAGAUUCUAUUAUGUUGAAGGCUCAAGGACUAGCUUUGGUUGGGUCCUCUGCUCUCUGGUCCCACGUGGGUGGCCUCGGCUGUGCCAGGCCCACGGAAACAUGGAAGAGAGAUGCUGGCCCCUGGCUUUCUUCUCCGGGCCCACUGUGGGGGCAGCAGACCUGCUUGUCUGUUCCACCUUUGGGGUCAUUUCCCUUGAUGGGUAGCACAUGUUUGCAGUUGGGUAGGUAUAUUCUACCUGUAGAAUGUCCCAUGUGCAUCACGGAUAAUCCAACCUGCAGAGUUUCUACUGAGAUACGCGAUGGGCUCCAAACUUCUGUCUUUACGAAGCAAUUGUCUAGCCACACUGGUGUUCUCUCCAGGACGUGCUUAUUCUCUGUGAUAUGGAUCGGCUGAGACUUUCCCAGAUCUUCAAGUUCUGGUUCCUUGUUGUUCCUUCAGUUUAUCCAUCUACUCUUAUUAUAAGUAGCAAGAAAAAACCAGGCUGUAUUGUACCUUCAACACCGUGUUUGGUAAUCUCUGCUUAACUUACACCGUCUGGAUGCCCAAAAUUGAUGUGGCCAGUUACAAACUCCUGCCAUAAAAAGGUGUUCUGGCCUUUCCUUCCCAAUACCACAAAUGUGAAGAUGGCAGAAAUCACUAGGAAAUGGAAUGGAGGGAAAACAAUGUUGCUUUUUUCCAGUGUUCAUGAGAUAGUUUGCUUAUGGUUUACUUUUCUAAGCAGCAGUCCUUCUAUAUAUUGCAUUUCCUUUCAUUUUAAUAAACUGCUUCUAUACAAA